Messenger RNA from Mucor velutinosus, 600 nucleotides. RefSeq lists its product as uncharacterized. Lineage: Eukaryota; Fungi; Mucoromycota; Mucoromycetes; Mucorales; Mucoraceae. The transcript has 3 exons. The record is from RefSeq and is a predicted model, not a curated record. Gene Ontology annotation, molecular function: oxidoreductase activity; antioxidant activity. The coding region runs from base 1 to 600 and encodes 199 amino acids.
AUGGCGAUGCAGAAAUUAAAUACUGACACACCCAAAAGAUUGAAACGAUACAGAGGCCUACGAGACGAUGUGGAAGCUGAAUUAAGCGACCAUAUGAGCUCUAAACUAAAGAUCGCACACCCAAACAGGCCUGCAUUGUAUGAUUUUCAGUGUGUCAUUUUUUACCAGAGACAAGUCUUGCAGUUCCAGCUAUCUGAUGUCUUUUCGGGUGGAAACUAUGCUGUGGUGUUCUUUUGUGGCUAUGAUUUCACGGAACAGUCAAGAAGUGAUUUAAUGCAGAUAGAAAAACACUACCAUGAUUUUGUAAAGCUCGGUGCCAUACCCAUUGUCAUGACGCAUGACCGAGUUGGAAUACACAACAUGUAUGCCACACCCAAUGCCACACCUACAAGCUUGGACUUUCUGCCUUCAUUUAUCAUGGCAUCGGACACUCCCAGUAGAUCAAUCUCGCAAACAUUCAAGUCAGUCACAGAUAAAAGCGAGAUGCAGCGAUCAGUUAUCAUCAUGGACAACAACCUGAAUGUCUUGUUUACUCAACGUGUGCCUGGCAACUCUGACUUUCCCAUGGAAUACCUCUUAAAUGGACUUCAACAAAAAUAA